This is a messenger RNA of Phycomyces blakesleeanus NRRL 1555(-), 2420 nucleotides long. RefSeq lists its product as hypothetical. The coding region runs from base 1 to 2046 and encodes 681 amino acids. NCBI's taxonomy places the organism in Eukaryota, Fungi, Mucoromycota, Mucoromycetes, Mucorales, Phycomycetaceae. Gene Ontology annotation, biological process: long-chain fatty-acyl-CoA metabolic process; long-chain fatty acid metabolic process. The transcript has 8 exons. Gene Ontology annotation, molecular function: long-chain fatty acid-CoA ligase activity. The record is from RefSeq and is a predicted model, not a curated record. Gene Ontology annotation, cellular component: plasma membrane; lipid droplet; endoplasmic reticulum.
AUGUCUAUCAAAAGCUUUUCUAUUGAAGUUGCACCUGCUGCACCUGGAGAGUCUGCCACACGUCGAUCAAUCCUCUCGCCUAGUGAAUUAAUGGUGACUCCUGCCUUGGGUGUCGAGACGUUGCAUGAUAUUCUCCAAUAUAGUGCUACCCACUACAGGGACCGCGAUGGAUUUGGCUACAGAGUAUUGGAGGACACGAUUGUAGAAGAAAAAGAUGUCACAAAGACCGUCAAUGGGGUCGAAAAGACCGAAACAAAGAUCUGGACAUAUCUCCAGCUCAGCAAGUAUUCUUAUUUUACCUAUGGUGAAGCCUUGGAAAUUGCCAAGGCUCUUGGUUCAGGCCUCUCCAAAAUCGGCAUGCAAAAGCAAGAUAAACUUCAGAUCUCUGCUUCCACAAGUGUGGAGUGGAUGAUGAUGGCGCAUGCUGCAUUUAGUCAAACUAUUACCAUCGUCACAGCCUAUGAUACCCUUGGAGCAGAAGGUCUUCAACACGCCAUGAACGAAGCAGAAUCAGCAACCUGUUUUAUCAACGGCGAUCAAUUCCCGAUCAUCGAACAGAUCCUUCCGUCCUGUCCCACAGUCAAGAACAUCAUCUAUCGAGGAAAGGUCAAGCAAGAAGACAUCAAGCGGAUCCAAAAGAGUGGUCAGAUCCAGUAUGCCCUCUCUUAUGAGGAACUCCUGUCUCUUGGCCAACAGAACCAGCUUCCACCAGUCAAGCCAAAAAGCGAAGACAUCUGCUGUAUCAUGUACACAAGCGGAAGCACAGGAAACCCCAAAGGUGUCGUCUUGUCCCACAAGAACGUUGUCGCAGCAGUGGCUGGUUGUUGCCGUAUGUUGCAACAUCUGGUUGAAGAAGGUGACCGAGUCUUGGCUUAUCUACCACUCGCCCACGUCCUCGAAUUCCUUGUCGAAAGUCUGUGUAUAUUCUUUGGCGUCACCCUUGGCUAUGGUUCGAUCCGUACUCUGACCGAGGUGUCCGUGCGUAACUGCCGGGGUGACAUCCAAGAAUUCGCACCAACCAUCCUCACAGGCGUACCUCAGGUCUGGGAGACCAUCCGCAAGUCGAUCCUGACAAAGGUUGUCCAAAAGGGUCCUCGCAUCGAGAAAAUCUUCCAUGGCGCGCUGGACCUCAAGGACUACAUGUCAGGCUACGGUCUCCCAACCGGAUUCCUGGACAAGGUUGUGUUCAACAACGUAAAGAAACAACUGGGAGGUAAAUUGCGUUAUGGUCUUUCGGGAGGCGCUCCUCUUUCAGCAGAAACCCAACGAUUCCUUUCCAUGUCGGCGUGUCCAUUAUUGGGUGGAUACGGAAUGACGGAGAGCUGUAGUAUGUGUGCAGUCAUGUCUCCAGAUCAAUUUGCUUAUGGAGAAGUUGGUGCACCUGUACCAUGCGUGGAGGUCAAGUUUGUCGAUGUCCCUGAAGCCGGGUACCUGUCCACAAACCUCCCUCGUCCUCAGGGCGAAAUCUGGAUCAGAGGCCCUUCGAUCACAUCCGGAUACUUUAAGCAGGAAAACACGACCCGCGAAACACUGACCCCGGAUGGUUGGUUGAUGACCGGAGACAUUGGCGAAUGGACCGACAGAGGAACCCUGUGCAUCAUCGACAGAAAGAAAAACCUGGUCAAGAUGAGCAACGGCGAGUACAUCGCCCUUGAGAAACUCGAGAGUGUCUACAAGACGUCGGUCAUAGUCGAAAACAUGUGUGUCUGCGCAGACUCUCUCUAUGCCAAACCAAUUGCCCUCGUGGUUCCUGCCGAAGGGGCUUUGCGUGCACUUGCCUUGAAGAGUGGCGGAAUUCAGAUCGAGAGCUGGGAUGAACUGUGCGAAAAUAAGGAUGUGCGUAAAUUGGUACAUGAAGUCUUGCUCCAACAAGGCAAAAAGGGUGGGCUCAAGGGAGCAGAAUUAUUGUUUGAUAUCUGGGUCUGCAAAGAAUUAUGGACCCCAGAAUCGGGAUAUCUUACACCUGCCCAGAAGCUUAAACGCAAAGAGAUCCUCACCUAUUACUCCAAGCAGUUGAAGGAAAUAAACACACGUCAAAUUAUUUAAUAUCCCUGCACCUAUUCCCCCUCUUCAUUUUCUAUCUAUCUAUCUAUUCAUUUUCUUUUAAACAAAACUUUAGCUUAUCAAAUCUCCAAUGUAAAGAGAAAGAUAUAUAUAUAUAUCUUUCUCAUUUAACAAGCUCUCCUUUAGCGAUUAUUAUCAGAUCGUCAUUAAGAUAGAGAGACAACCAUAUUCUUGCUCAUUCACUCAUUCAUUUACUCGUUCAUUCAAUAUUUCAAUAUUUCAUUAUUUUGAUUUGAUUUGAUUUGAUUUGGCUUUAUUGGUAUAAAAGAAAAGCAGGUGUGCUGAUGAUAAUCACAUGCUUUUUUUUUGUAUAUAUAUAAAAAGAAAAAUAUACAAGUAAACUGUUGUUAAUAUGU